Helicoverpa armigera (cotton bollworm) is the source of this 591-nucleotide messenger RNA. RefSeq names its product larval cuticle protein A2B (gene CPR69). The transcript has 2 exons. Gene Ontology annotation, cellular component: extracellular matrix. Bases 72 to 500 code for a protein of 142 amino acids. The record is from RefSeq and is a predicted model, not a curated record. NCBI's taxonomy places the organism in Eukaryota, Metazoa, Arthropoda, Insecta, Lepidoptera, Noctuidae.
AACGCGGGGGCGGCUGGUGAUGGCACAUUCCACCUCGAGGACUGUGACCAUCCCAUCCUAAGCAAACAGACAUGGACUCCAAGAUUGUAGUAUUCAUCUGCAUGGUAGGCGUGGCUUGCGCGAGCGUCGUGGCUCCCGUCGCCGUAGCCCGCGUAGACCCACUCCCCCAAUACUCCUACGGGUACGACGUCCAGGACUCCCUCACCGGGGACUACAAGGGCCACCAGGAACACCGAAACGGGGACCUCGUCACCGGCUCCUACUCAGUCGUCGACCCCGACGGCACCAGGAGAAUCGUCGACUACACAGCUGAUCCUCUUAACGGCUUUAACGCGGUUGUACGCCGCGAGCCGCUCGUAGUCGCAGCCCCCGCGAGAGUUGUAGCUCCGGCCCCCGUCGUAGCUCCAGCCCCCAUUUUAGCAAGAGCACCAGCUCCGGUCUUCGCCCCCGCCCCGGCCCCCAUCUUCGCCCCCAGGCUACCAAACCCCUACUACUUUUAGAUGAAUUAUUACAAUUUUGUUGUUGAUAUGUUUACUCUUAGGACUUUUAUACUAUUGUUAUUUAUGUAAAUAAACGCUUUUGAUACUUUUA